AUGGAUGAAUUGGUCAGAGAUAUAAAGGUUGAAGCACUGCAGUCUAUAAUAUUUGCGGAUGAUAUGAUGUGCUGGUCAGAAUUGCGAGUGGAGUGCGACAGGAAGAUGGGUGUAAGACUGAAAAAUAAAGUGUACAAGAUUGUUGUAAGACCGGCAUUGAUAUCUGGAGCAGAGACCUGGUCAAUCAAGAAGGCGCAGGAGAUGAAGAUAAACGUAGCAGAGAGACGCAUGCUAAGAUGGAUGUGUGUGGUUACACUGAUGGAUAAGAUCUGGAAUGAAACGAUCAGAGGAACAGUAAAGGUGAUGGGGAUUUCAAAGAAGCUACAGGCAAGGAGACUGCAAAUGGCCAACGAGUGA
Penaeus monodon (black tiger shrimp) is the source of this 357-nucleotide messenger RNA. RefSeq lists its product as uncharacterized. Bases 1 to 357 code for a protein of 118 amino acids. The record is from RefSeq and is a predicted model, not a curated record. Lineage: Eukaryota; Metazoa; Arthropoda; Malacostraca; Decapoda; Penaeidae. The transcript has 3 exons.